ACCCAUAAGAGUUACGAUGCCCUUGCCACUUAAAGUCCUGUUCUUCCUCAACCUUGUUUUAGUUUCUUCUUUCCACUUCAUUGCUUCUACUGCUUCUUCAAUAUCUGCAACAGCUCCUGUAGGAGUGACGGAAGUAGAGACACUUUUACAAUGGAAGGCUAGUCUUGACAAGGAAAGUCAAGCCACCUUGUCUUCUUGGGUCGGAACCAGGCCCUGCACUUGGGCAGGGAUACAUUGUGGUUCGUUUGGGAGCAUCACUCAUCUAAACCUUUCCUCCUCAAGUUUGAAAGGCAAGCUAGAAGUUUUAAACUUCUCCCUUUUUCCCAACCUGACUCAUAUUGAUCUUAGCAUUAACUCACUCUAUGGAAGUAUUCCUUCAAUAGGAAAUUUAACAAAGUUAUCUGUUCUUUACCUUUACAACAACAAACUUUCUGGUUUCAUUCCUCAAGAAAUUGGGUUGCUAAAAAACUUAUCCAUUCUUUACCUUUACAACAACAAACUCUCUGGUUCCAUUCCUCAAGAAAUUGGGUUGUUAAAAUCUCUUUCUAGGCUUGCAUUGUCUGACAACAAUUUCAUAGGUCUAAUUCCAACUUCAAUAGGAAAUUUGACAAAUUUAUCAUUUCUUUACCUUUACAACAACAAACUCUCUGGUUCCAUUCCCCAAGAAAUUGGGUUACUAAGAUCUCUUUCUAUGCUUAGCUUGUAUAACAAUAAUUUCACAAAUCUAAUCCCAGCCUCCAUAGGAAAUUUGACAAACUUAUCCAUUCUUUACCUUUCCAACAAUAAACUCUCUGGUUCCAUUCCUCAAGAAAUUGGGUUGUUAAAAUCUCUUUCUAGGCUUGCAUUGUCUGACAACAAUUUCAUAGGUCUAAUUCCAACUUCAAUAGGAAAUUUGACAAAUUUAUCAUUUCUUUACCUUUACAACAACAAACUCUCUGGUUCCAUUCCCCAAGAAAUUGGGUUACUAAGAUCUCUUUCUAUGCUUAGCUUGCUUGCAUUGUCUGACAACAAUUUCAUAGGUCUAAUUCCAACUUCAAUAGGAAAUUUGACAAAUUUAUCAUUUCUUUACCUUUACAACAACAAACUCUCUGGUUCCAUUCCUCAAGAAAUUGGGUUGCUAAGAUCUCUUUCUAUGCUUAGCUUAUCUCUUUCUGAUCUUGAAUUGUUUGACAACAAUUUCAUAGGUCUAAUUCCAGCUUCAAUAGGAAAUUUGACAAACUUAUCUUUUCUUUAUCUUGACAACAACAAGCUCUAUGGUUUUAUUCCUCAAGAAAUUGGGUUGUUAAAAUCUCUUUCUAAUCUUGAUUUCAACAAAUUGUCGGGCUCAUUACCUGAAGAGAUGGAGAACUUAACAAAUUUGAAAAGCUUACAGUUACAGUACAACAAUUUCACUGGCUCUUUACCACAGAAUAUCUGUCAAGGUAAGUUGCUUGAAAACCUCUCUGCUUCAGACAACAGUUUCACAGGUUCGAUCCCCAAAAGUUUAAGAACUUGCACCAGCUUAUUCAGAGUCAGGCUCGAAGGUAAUCAACUAAUCGGAAAUAUAUCAGAAAAUUUCGGCAUAUACCCCAAGUUGUAUUAUAUUGAUUUAAGUGGUAAUCAAUUGUACGGUGAGCUUACAUGGAAAUGGGGGGAAUGUCGUAAUUUGGUAGCCAUGAAAAUCGCCAACAACAAUAUUUCUGGCAAGAUACCACCCACUCUUGGACAUAUAGCUAAAUUACAAAGACUUGACCUUUCUUUGAAUCAUCUAACUGGUGAAAUUCCAAAAGAAUUGGGAAGGUUGACAUUGCUGAUGGAUCUUUCACUGGAAGAUAACCAAAUAUUGGGCAACAUUUUUCCAGUAAUCGGAAUGCUACAUGAUCUUCAAACUCUAAAUCUAGCAGCAAACAACUUAAGUGGAUCACUUUCCAAGGAGAUUAGAAACUGUUUAAAACUUCAAUUCUUGAAUCUGAGCUUGAACAGGUUUGUUGGAACCAUUCCUUUAGAAAUUGGUGAUUUACACUCUCUAGAAAAUAUUGAUCUCAGUCAAAAUUUGUUGACUGGAGAGAUACCGCCACAGCUUGGAAACUUGCUGAUGUUGGAAACCAUAAAUCUUUCGCACAACAUGCUCUUUGGUUCCAUUCCAUCAACUUUUGGAAAUGGUUUGUCAGGCUUGAUAACUGUAAAUGUGUCCUUCAAUCAAUUGGAAGGUCCUAUUCCAAACAUCAAAGCUUUUUGUGAGGCUUCAUGUUUUGCACUUCAAAGUAAUAAAGGGUUGUGCGGCAACACCACAUGUUUGAAGACUUGUGUUCCUAUUUCAAGCAGAAAAAGCCUCAUUUGGAUAAUGAUACCCCUUUUGGGUAGUUUACUUUUGUUGCUUAUCUUGAUCACAGGUCUUUUCGCUCUAUGCCGAAGACGUAAAAGUAAAAAUAGGACGUCAGAGGAGAAGAACUGUGAGCAUAUUAUUGAUAUAUCGGGCGAUUUUGGAAAAAGAUUCUAUCAAGAUAUCAUCGAAGCAACGGAUGAAUUCAACUCCAAUUAUUGCAUUGGAACAGGAGGACACGGAAACGUUUACAAAGCUGUGUUAUCAUCAGGUCAAGUAGUUGCUGUGAAAAAGCUUCAUCUCUCAAAAAAUGGUGAGCUGACCAACGUGAAUGCUUUUGAAAGAGAAGUUGUUUCCUUGACAAAUAUACGACAUCGAAAUAUUGUGAAGCUACAUGGUUUUUGUCCACAUGCAAAACACUCUUUCUUGGUGUAUGAGUUCAUUGAAAAGGGAAGCUUGAAAGUGAUACUAAACCAUGAAAGCCAAGCAAUGGAAUUGGAUUGGGUCAAGAGGCUGAAUGUUGUUAAAGGGGUGGCCAAUGCCUUGUCCUAUAUGCACCAUGAUUGCUCACCUCCGAUAAUGCACCGCGACAUUUCUAGCAACAACAUUCUCCUGGAUUCAGAAUUUGAAGCUCAUGUCUCUGAUUUUGGCACGGCUAGAUUUUUAAAGCCUAAUUCUUUCAGUUUAACCUCCCUUGCAGUUGCAGGAACCUUGGGAUAUAUGGCUCCAGAGUUGGCUUACACAACGAAAGUGAAUGAGAAAUGUGAUGUCUACAGCUUUGGAGUGCUAACACUUGAAAUAAUGAAAGGCAAUCAUCCUGGUGAUCUCAUCUUGGCUCUAUUUUCAUCGUCAUCUUCAUCAUUGGCUUCAUCCUCGACAUCAUCGCUGAUCACACGCCAUACAUUGCUGAGUGAUGUGGUAGACCAACGACUCCGACCUCCAAGAAGUAGAGUUGCAGAAGGUGUGGUCUUUACUGUUCAAUUAGCAUUUGCAUGUUUGCAUGCUAAUCCACAGUAUCGACCAACCAUGCAAAAUAUUUCUUCCGCACUUACAACUCGAUGGCCUCCACUUUCCAAGCCGUUCUCCUUGAUAGAAUUGGGAGAGCUCAUUGCUCACUGAAGCUCCCAAUAACUAAGCCCUUCA
Molecule: messenger RNA, 3445 nt
Organism: Theobroma cacao (cacao)
Lineage: Eukaryota; Viridiplantae; Streptophyta; Magnoliopsida; Malvales; Malvaceae
Source: RefSeq, a predicted model, not a curated record